UCACACUGAAAAGCGUUCGAAAACACUCGACACACGUAGGCACACGGUACCCCAACUACUUUCCCACUGAAGUCACGAAAACACACGAGAGAGUGAUGUUUUCGAACGCAGAUAAAUUAUAUUGUGUAGAGAUUUUCUUUGGUACCAACAUUAUCCCCUCCACUUUUCGGGAAACUGUCGCCUAACCAUAGCAACUGUGUUUCUGCGUUCAAGCGAUACAAUAAACUUACAAAUGCAUAUGUUUAAUUUUAAUUGUACAAUAGCUUUUGCAAGUGAUAAAUGAAUACUUUAAGUACAAAACAGUACACGACGAUCGUAAUAGUGCAAUACACAAUAUUACUCUUUGAUAUUUGUGUAAAUUCAUUUGCAAGUUUCUCCAGACAAUACCCGAUAGAUUUGUUGGUGCUUUAUGUAAUUCAAGAUUUCUGCCUUAUUGCAAAUUUAACAUUUCUUUUGGUAAACUUCUUUUCUACUUAUAUUUUUCAGGCAGGAUUGAUACAACUGUUGUAUACAAGAUUCCGUAUGACAUUGAUAUUAUGUAUUGUAUACAUGAUACUAUCCAUUAGUUUACAUACAUGGCAUAUUACCAUACAUUGGUCAGCACCAUUACAACAUUAUUGGACUAGAGGAUUUCAUACUCUUUACUCUAUGCACAGAACAGUACUAUAUUAUUACUUUUACAAGAGAGCUUCUUUGAGAAUUGGUGAUCCAAGAUUUUACAAAGGCUCUGCUUGGUUACAGAAACAGCUGAGCAUUCCAUGAGUAAUUACAUGUAAAUGAAAUUAAAUAAAUUAAAUAAAAUAAAUUAAAAUUAAAUAGUAUAUGAAGGAUAAAAUUUGUAAUCUUAGUAUUUAAGCUAUUUGUACAGUGCAUUUAUAUUUAUACAAGUUUAUACUAAAUAUACAAAUACAGUAAUAAGAUUUAUAUAGCUUAUAAUUUAUGUACCAAAAUAGACUGAUUUCUAAAUUUAGAUAUGCAAAAAUUUUAUAUUUAUAAUACUUAUUUAAUAUAUUUAUAAUACUUAUUUACACAUGCAUAUACGUGUGUAAAUAAUACUAAAUAA
Messenger RNA from Odontomachus brunneus, 1063 nucleotides. Its product is annotated as transmembrane protein 138. The transcript is spliced from 4 exons. Lineage: Eukaryota; Metazoa; Arthropoda; Insecta; Hymenoptera; Formicidae. The record is from RefSeq and is a predicted model, not a curated record. Gene Ontology annotation, cellular component: cilium. Bases 280 to 762 code for a protein of 160 amino acids.